Messenger RNA from Oncorhynchus masou masou (cherry salmon), 2775 nucleotides. RefSeq names its product sushi domain containing 5 (gene susd5). The transcript is spliced from 5 exons. Gene Ontology annotation, biological process: Notch signaling pathway; cell adhesion. Bases 1 to 2637 code for a protein of 878 amino acids. Lineage: Eukaryota; Metazoa; Chordata; Actinopteri; Salmoniformes; Salmonidae. The record is from RefSeq and is a predicted model, not a curated record. Gene Ontology annotation, molecular function: hyaluronic acid binding.
AUGGCAAAGAUCAGAGGUCGUGUGUUCCUAUUGGACCAGAGAAACACGUCUGACUCCAGGGGAUUGGCUGAGGCGGAACAUGCGUGUGCUUCCCAUGAUGCCCGGCUGGCGUCAGCCGAGGAGCUGCGUCACGCCGUGGUGGAGUGUUCCUUCUCUCCCUGCACACGAGGAUGGCUGGACGGGGGCAGCGUGGGGACUACCGUGUGUAGUAACUUGGGCAGUGCUCUGAAGGCAGUGGAUGUGAAGAUAGAGAACACUACAGCGGACAUCACACACCUGGAUGUCUUCUGUGUCAAAGACAAGGGUGUUCCAUGUGGAGACCCCCCUGCGUUCCCCAACACGCAUCUCCAGGGCCACACUGGGUUUGAGAUGGGGGACGAGCUGCUGUACUCCUGUCUACCUGGUCAUGUGUUGCCCAGCGGCCACUCAGCCUUCAGCCUGCUGUGUGACAGCUGUGGAGAGUGGUACGGACUGGUACAGCUCUGUGUAAAAGACAAGACAGAGGCCCACAUUGACUAUGAAGAUAAGUUCACUGAUGACGAUCACCACCUCUCCUACGACACCCCUACUGAGGAGGAGGACACACAGGAGGAACCAGUAGAAGAGGAGGUGCAAGAGAAGACAGCAUAUGUAAAUGUGGAGGAGGACACAGGAGAAGAGGGGCGCAGGGAUCAGGAGCAGCAGGAGGCCAGCUUCAGCAUGACGGAAGUAGAGGAGCAGGAUGUGGAGACGGGAGGAGAGGAGGAAGUGCAGGGAGGAGAGGAGCUGUCUGUGGGAGAGGAGGAGCAGCAGGAGGAGAACGUGGGGGAAGGAGUGGUGACUGGAAGAAAGGAGGAGGAACUGGAAGACUCGACAGACCAUCCCGUCGAUGAGGAGAAGCAGGAGGAGGAGCAGGAGGAGGGGAUGGGCAUGGCGGAGGCGACUGAGGCGCCAGUCUCCCUGCUUUCCCAGAAGCACCUGUUCUGGUUCCCCUCAGAGGCCUUCCAGGAGGCGGGACAUGUGGAACCCACCCACCAGCCAGUCACACAGGACACACCCCCUGAGGGAGACAACCGUGUCAGGGCCUCCGGCAGCGAAUCAGAGGAGAGCAAGGAAGACAACAGCCAGCCAGAGGAGACAAAGGAUCAUGACAGCCAUGAGGGUCAAUUCCAACAACCAAUUGAACACAAUGACCAUGAUGACCACGAAGAUGAUGUUGACCAUGAACAUAUUGACCGUGAAUAUGAUCACGACGAUCGAACAGAUCCUGACCACGAUGAAAGUUCUGAACAAGUUUUUGAUGGUGAAGACCAUGCCGUUGAACACCUUGACCACGAUGAUCAUGACACCCAUGAUGGCCAUGAACAUGACAACCAUGAAAGCUAUGAUAGUGAAGAGGCCCACCGUGAGGACCAAGGAGAACACAAGGAGGAUGACCAUGAGAAGGGGGGUGUGUAUGAUAACGGACACGACGAGCAUUACAACAUGGGUGAACACGAGGAGGAUGACCGCAUUCAAUAUCACAGCCACAGUGAACAUGAUGAUCAUGAAGACCAUGACCACGAUGAUGUAAUGGAUCACCAUGAUGAUGAUGAUCAUGACCACUCAGAUCCUAGCGAUCACCACGAUGACCAUGAAGACCAAGACCAUGUCCACGACCAUGAUCACCUUGAUGACCAUGAAGACCAAGACCAUGACCAUAACGAUCAAGAUGAUCAUGGCCAUGAUGACCAUGACCACGACGACCAUGAAGAUGGCCAUGUAGUCCCUCCCAUUGGAAUGACAACAGGCGAGCCUCAGAAUGUAACCCAGGAGGCGGCGGGAGGAGAACCCACAGCCAGCACAGACGAGACCUGGUUGGACGGCUACCCUGUCAGUCAGGAGGAGACUGACACGGAUAAAGUGGGAGGCGGCUCCACAGAGGAAGGGGUGGAGCCUGAGGUGCGAGAGGAGGAAGAGGAGGGUCUUGUGGUUGUCGGGGUGACUGACCGGCCCAAUGAGGUGGAGAUGAGUCGUCCCGUCCCAUUCACGGGCGUCCCUCAGGUCCCCCUGUCCCCCACGCAGGAGGCGGACCCUGUAGAGCAGGAUCAGGACCAGGUGGGAGGACUCAGCCCUAAAGCCUCACCUGACUCACCCCUCUCCCCUGAGGCCACAUCCUCAGAUUCCUAUUCAGCCGACUACACCACGCCCUCUCUGACAUCAUCACUGGACGACAUCACCCCCAGAAAUGCAGCCAGGCCUUCUCCCACAGACUCCUGGGAAACCACGGAUCAUGUGCACCCCCUCCUGGAGCACGGCCCCGCCCCCACGGCGUGGACUGAUGAUGUCAUUGACGAGGAGGAACGUGGAGCCGAGCACAACCUGACUCGACACAGCGGGGAGAGGGAGGGGGAGGAAGGGGAGAGGGAAGGCAAGACAGGGGAGGCAGGGUGUACCGGAGGUGAGGAGGACUGCCCUCCUCCCCCUCCUCCCUCCUCCGGCAGGGGGCCCACGGUGGCGGCCAUUGUCAUUGCUGUGUGCACGGUUGCCCUGGCAGCCGCCGUCGGUGCGUGGUGUUACCGACGGAAACAGCAGAAGAGCUCAAUGUACGAGAUGAACGGGAAGGGUCAGAGUCACAGCAGACAUGGACAACAGAUAGAGAUGCAACAGAAGGUCUAAGAGAGAGAGAAAGAGAGAGACAGUGCGGCUGCAGAGAGAGUGGAGGGAGGCUUGAGGAGGGUGAGGUGAUGUGGGUUAGGGUAUUUGGGGUGUGUGAGUUGUACAGCCACACACUACACCUGCAGACACAGAAGAAUG